Molecule: messenger RNA, 1427 nt
Organism: Oxyura jamaicensis (ruddy duck)
Lineage: Eukaryota; Metazoa; Chordata; Aves; Anseriformes; Anatidae
Gene: SLC25A26
Product: solute carrier family 25 member 26
Exons: 11
Coding region: 28-1071 (347 amino acids)
Biological process (GO): transmembrane transport
Cellular component (GO): mitochondrial inner membrane
Molecular function (GO): S-adenosyl-L-methionine transmembrane transporter activity
Source: RefSeq, a predicted model, not a curated record
CCCGCCCUGCGCACCGCGCGGUGGCGCAUGCACAGCGGCGCCCGGCGCCCACCUGACCGCGGCUCGGAGGCCCCAAGAUGGCCGCGCCCAUGCGGGGCUAGGUCCUUGCGGGGACCUCGGCCCAGUUCCCCUUCCCCUAGGGCCGUGCCGGGCCGUGCCGUGCCGUGCCGUGCCGUGCCGGGCCGCCGCGCCGUGCUGCCACCCGCACAUGGAGCCGCGGGAGUCGUGGGCGGCCCUGGCGGCUGGUGGAGUUGCUGGUGUCUGUGUCGACUUGAUCCUUUUUCCUCUGGACACCGUCAAAACCAGACUGCAAAGUCCCCAAGGGUUUUGGAAGGCUGGUGGCUUUCGUGGCAUCUAUGCUGGUGUUCCCUCCACUGCUAUAGGAUCCUUUCCAAAUGGUCACCUGUCCAAUUCAACUGGGACAGAACAGCCUCCUUUCUGCCUUUCCCCUCUACAUCUGCUGCGUUUUUUAUCACCUAUGAGAAUGUGAAAUCUGUGCUGCCCCGUGGCUCUGCAUCGUACUUGACUCCAGUAACACACAUGGUGGCUGCCUCCUCUGGGGAAGUGGUUGCGUGCCUCAUAAGGGUUCCAUCUGAAGUUGUCAAGCAAAGGGCCCAAGUUUCACCUUCUGCAAGCACCUUUCGGAUUCUUUCCCACACCUUGUACCAUGAGGGUAUUCAAGGACUUUAUCGGGGUUAUAAAAGCACAGUAUUAAGAGAGAUUCCUUUCUCUCUGGUACAAUUUCCCCUCUGGGAGGCCUUAAAGGAUCUCUGGUCAUGGAAGCAGGGUCACGUGGUGGAUUCUUGGCAGUCAGCAGUCUGUGGAGCUUUUGCAGGUGGAUUCGCAGCUGCCGUCACCACGCCUCUCGACGUAGCGAAGACAAGAAUCAUGUUGGCAAAGGCUGGUUCUGCCACGGCUAGCGGGAAUGUGCUGGCUGCCCUCGGAGGCAUCUGGAGGACACAAGGACUGUCGGGCUUGUUUGCAGGUGUUGUCCCGCGGAUGGCAGCCAUCAGCCUGGGCGGGUUCAUCUUCCUGGGGACCUACGAGAAGACGCGCGAGCUGCUGCUCUGACCCAGCUCCCGCCUCUGUCCUGCGAAGAGCCGGAGAAGCUGCUGCCCUGGAGGAGGAGUCCGGCCGUGAGCCUCCUGCCGCUUCCUCGCUGCGCCCGCAGCAGCUGUUGAGCAGCCCGAGCGCCACUUUCACUGUUAGAGAAAAGAAAAUCCUCAAAUAAUCCAAUUUCCCAAACAUGAAAUUUUCCUGCAUGGAAAGUGAGUGAAGUCAUUGGGAGAGUUGUGCCAAAAAAGUGAUGUUUGGGGGGUAAACAGCUAAUUACGGUGCUGAGAAAGGCGUUAGGAGAACUCCUGCAGGGGAAGUGUUCUGCAAACCUCCGGAUCGCGGGGAGGCUGAAAUAAAGCAAGUUUUCAUAA